Paralichthys olivaceus (Japanese flounder) is the source of this 6447-nucleotide messenger RNA. Its product is annotated as DNA (cytosine-5)-methyltransferase 3A-like. Gene Ontology annotation, cellular component: nucleus; cytoplasm. NCBI's taxonomy places the organism in Eukaryota, Metazoa, Chordata, Actinopteri, Pleuronectiformes, Paralichthyidae. Gene Ontology annotation, biological process: negative regulation of DNA-templated transcription. Gene Ontology annotation, molecular function: methyltransferase activity. The record is from RefSeq and is a predicted model, not a curated record.
GAGAGAGGUCGAGAUUGAACGGGAGGAGAGAGAGAGAACCACCGUCAGGCUCCGGGAGGCAGAGCGACGGACGACACGGCUACACCGAGCCGCUCGUUGCCAUGCCGUCCAACAGUCCGGCUGCCACGGAGACACCACAGACACCAGCGAACGACACGGUGGUUGAUGUGAGUGAAGAUGGAGCGGAUCAGGACAGUCCGGAGGAGGGGACGCCGGCGAGCCCCCGCAGCAAGCGCAGAGUGGGCCGCCCUGGAAGGAAACGCAAGCAGCUGCUUCCUGAGAUGGCGACCUCUGACCCUUGUGCAAAUGCCCCCCCAACCCCGCCUGAGGAGCCGGAGGCCUCCCCCUCCCCUCGCAAGAAGCGUGGGCGUCGGAAACUAGAGCAAACCCAGAGGAAUAAGGACGAGCCAGACGACAGAAACUGCGACUCCCCCAAAGAGUGUGUGCAGGGUGAGACUGGGAGGCUGCGGAGGAGGCCAGUCCCCCGAGUGACUUUCCAGGCUGGCGACCCGUACUACAUCAGCAGGAGACAGAGAGACGAGUGGCUCAGCCGCUGGAAGAUAGAGGCGGAGCGGCGGGCGUACAGAGAGGCGGAGAUGAGCAUGAUGGACGACUUAUCAGAGGCGGACUUUCAGAAAGAGGAGGAACCAGCCAGCCCAGAGCCUCCGCCUUCACAACAACACACGGACCCCGCAUCCCCCACGGUCGCCGUGACGCCAGAGCCGGUCGCCAGGGGAGACCAGGCCACACCCAAUGAGGUAGAGUACCAGGAUGGCCGGGGCUUUGGCAUCGGCACGCUGGUGUUCGGGAAGCUGCGAGGUUUCUCGUGGUGGCCCGGCAGGAUCGUUUCCUGGUGGAUGAGCGGCCGGAGUCGAGCCGCCGACGGCACCCGCUGGGUCAUGUGGUUCGGCGAUGGCAAAUUCUCUGUGGUUUGUGUGGAGAAGCUGAUGCCGCUGAGCUCCUUCUCAUCUGCCUUCCACCAGCCCACCUACAACAAACAGUCCAUGUACAGGAAAGCCAUCUUCGAGGCUCUGCAGGUGGCCAGCGUGCGGGCGGGGAGGCCAGUUCCUUCCUGUGAUCCGAGCGAUGAUGCCGAGGGUGUGGACAUUCAGACCAGACAGAUGAUAGAGUGGGCAAUGACCGGCUUCCUGCCCAAAGGUCCACAGUCACUGGAUCCUCCAGAAGAGGAGCAGAAUCCGUACAAAGAAGUGUACCCUGAGAUGUGGGCGGAGCCUGAGGCAGCGUACACGCCUCCACCUGCAAAGAAACCGCGCAAGAACCUCGCCGAGAAAGCAAAGAUCCGAGAAGUGAUCGACGAGGGGACCAGAGAGAGACUCAUAUGUGAGAUCAAAAAGAAAACCAGGAAUAUAGAAGAUAUCUGUAUUUCCUGCGGAAGCCUCAACGUCUCUCUGGAGCAUCCUCUCUUUUCAGGAGCAAUGUGUCAGGGUUGCAAAAACUCCUUCCUGGAGUGUGCCUACCAGUACGACGACGAUGGCUACCAGUCCUACUGCACCAUCUGCUGUGGAGGCAGGGAAGUGCUCAUGUGUGGCAACAACAACUGCUGUAGGUGUUUCUGUGUGGAGUGUGUGGAUCUGUUGGUCGGAGCCGGCUCGGCAGCGACAGCCAUCAAAGAAGACCCCUGGAACUGUUACAUGUGCGGACCCCGCAACACCUACGGGUUACUGCGGCGACGGGACGACUGGCCCUGCAGACUCCAGCACUUCUUUGCCAACAACCACGAACAGGAAUUCGAGCCAGCCAAGUUGUAUCCUCCAGUCGCGGCAGAGAAGAGACAGCCAAUCAGAGUCCUCUCUCUGUUUGACGGCAUCGCCACAGGUCUGCUGGUGCUGAGGGAUUUGGGCAUCCAGGUCGACAAGUACGUGGCGUCUGAGGUGUGUGAAGACUCCAUUACUGUCGGCAUGGUACGACACCAUGGACGCAUCAUGUACGUGGGAGACAUACGCAACGUAACCCGCAAACACAUUGACGAGUGGGGGCCUUUUGAUCUGGUGAUAGGAGGAAGCCCCUGUAACGACCUCUCCAUAGUCAACCCUGCACGCAAAGGCCUUUACGAGGGAACUGGUCGGUUGUUUUUUGAGUUUUACCGACUGCUGCACGAGGCGCGACCAAAGCCAGGCGACGAGCGGCCGUUUUUCUGGCUGUUUGAGAACGUGGUCGCGAUGGGAGUCAGUGACAAACGGGACAUCUCUCGCUUUUUAGAGUCUAAUCCAAUAAUGAUCGACGCCAAGGAAGUCUCGGCUGCCCAUCGCGCUCGCUAUUUCUGGGGAAACCUGCCAGGCAUGUCCAGACCCCUGGCACCCAUGGUGAAUGACAGGCUGGACCUACAGGAGUGCCUCGAGCAUGGCCGUCAUGCCAAGUUUGAGAAGUUGCGUACGAUAACGACACGCUCCAACUCUGUGAAGCAGGGGAAAGACGAGCAUUUCCCCGUCUACAUGGACAACAAGGAGGACAUCCUGUGGUGUACAGAGAUGGAGAGGGUGUUUGGUUUCCCUGUCCACUACACUGACGUGUCCAACAUGAGUCGUCUGGCCAGGCAAAGGCUGCUGGGACGUUCCUGGAGCGUCCCCGUCAUCAGGCACCUCUUCGCCCCACUCAAGGAGUUCUUCGCCUGCAACUAGUCACACACCAACUCUCUCUCUCUCUGUCAUGCACACACACACACACACACACACACACAUGCUUACACACAUAAACAUGUAAUGACAAACACACAAACAUCUACACACUGUAUACAGAUUGUACAUGAAGGUUUGCUGACACAGGAUCACCAGAAACACACACACACACACACACACACACACACACACACACACACCUGUAGGCUGACCUUAGUCCCCUGGUGCUAGCUUCCUGAUUUACACCAAUGACUGUUUAUUAAGAUGGACGCCGCGUCUCCUCUUCCUCCUACUUUACAAGACUUAAUCCGAAACAUCCCGGAUACGUGCCGGUGCGGCCAUCUUGAGCUUUUUAUGCCAUUUUGAGCCGGAUCGGGGGGAGUGGAGCCGCCAUUUUGAGACAUAUCACCAACUAUUUAAAAAUAAUAAAAACCAAAAGAAAAUGAUUUGAUAUGUAAUAAAGGUUUGUGACCUUUACUGCAGCCAGCCGACAGGUGGGUGGGUGUGGGGGGGGGGGGCAAUCAAGACAUUUAGGCUUUGCUUUCGGGAGCUGUCGUGUUUUCCAUCUUUAUAAACAGACGUUGAUUUACACAAACGGACACACACACACUGGUGCAGAGUCUCUGUACUGUAAAUCUCCACACACAAACUUCCUGUCCAACCUUGAAACUGAUGUCUUCUGGCUUUACUCUGUGGUGGCAGCUGGAGUUCAAACCUCCAGGGGGUGCAAAGCUGACACAGACGCCCUAACAUUUUUUUUUUAUUUUUUUUUUUUAUACAGAACGCUCUGAACACAUCAACACACCAAUGAUUUCCUCUCAACCACAACACGUAACUGUAUUCAUGUGUAGUGACAGUGCUGCUGGUACAUUACAGUGCAACCAACACAAAUACAUACAAAAACAAACACACACACUCCAGUAAAUGCUCGUGGUGCUGGUCAGGCAGUGAUAAGAGUCCUAAUGGUGCCACUUUAAUAACACUUUUACAGUUCUUGGUGCUCUUAGACACUGAACAAUCUCAGGUUGUUUCAGUCGCUGCAGUUUUAUUUCCCAACCUGAGUUAAACUAAUCGAUUAUGAGCAGGUAGACGCAAAACACCGGCCAAGAGAGGAGAUCCUGAGGUUUCAUUGAUUUCAUUAGAUCUGGUGUGAAAGUACCGGCAGGACGGUAUCCCAUAGAGAUCAGGACUAAAUCAGAUUGAAAUUUGUUCUGUUUCCUGGAGGAAAUGCUGCUCUGGAAGGAAAAAUCUCAGGGAUUGAGGUAAACAACAAAGUCUUAAUGACAAUUCAAAGUGAUUUACAUCGAAUAAAACAACGAGAAAUAACGAAAUAAACUAGAAGAUCCGAAUGCUUACGCCCUGGCUCACCUCACCGAUCUGCUCCGGAAUCAAAUAGAUGCUUCCUGGCUCACGCUCCACUCGUCCACAGAAUUAUUUUUGCAAUCCUGCUAACUAACAAACAGACAGAUGAAAACAACGUCUUUGUCAGUGUCCGUGAAUUUUGUGAGUGCGGCUGCAGGUUAAGGCUAUACUCAAUGUACCUACUGUUUAUUUAUAUCCACAGGAAUAUUCCUCGUCUCUGCGGAUGAGGCAUAUUCUUCAUAUCGUCAUGAAAAUACUUUUAAAGUCAGAUUGAAGUAGGAAAGUCUUGGACAUGUCCACAACAACCGAUGAAAACUGCAUGACAAGAGCGCGCACGCUCAUGUUGGGGUAAAAACCGUCUCUGUGUUCAUUUCCCAGGGUUAGUGUCUGAGAUCAGUGUGUUAGAAUAUUGUGAACAUAAUCAGCACAAAGAAUGAAAUCAGCUUUUAUGCUCAGUACCUUUAACAGCUGCAGGUUUUCAUACCAGUGUUCUUUCUUAAAGCUCUGUACUGUGUGAAUAUUGCGUGAUUAGGUAUGAUGUAUAUUAAGGUUCGCUAAUUGCUGUGAAAUACUGUAGCAUUUUAACGAUGGGUAAUUUACCUUGUGUUUAUUUUAUGCUGUUGGAUUGCAUUGAUUACUGUUAACUGUUGCUCCAACGACUGUGACGUUCAUCUUGAUGGUGCACAUUUGGAAGUAUACUGUUUGUCAGUUGUCUGAUAGUGAAUGUAGCAGAGGUUUCUCACAUUGGUUUGGAGUUUGUUAUCGUCUGCAUUGAUUUAGUGCCAGUGAACGAGACGUCAUCAGGUGACGGUAGAUGUCAUAAUACUGUUCCAACCCCCCGGACACACUUACUGGGAUCAUUUCAUUAAGUUGUCAGUGACAAACCUGCAUCUCAACCCAAACCCAGUUACUGUGAAGUGUAGAUAUAAGAUAGUCUUUCUCUGUAGCGGCUCGUUUUUAAUCAUGAGCACGGCUUUAAUUUUGACUGACACGUUCUGCACUGUCAGUCAUGAUGAAUCGUGGACGCCCGCUGACGUCAUCAUUCUCUGAUUCAAUUAGUGAGAUUGAAUUACUAUUAAUGGCAAAACCACAUAAGGAUUUUUUAUUUGUCUUAUCUUUACGACCUUGACUUUACUCUGUUUAAAGUUUGCUUUGUAGAUUUUGUGAAAAAAAAAUCUCACAUCGCUAGAAAUCGCUCAUUAUUUUAUUGGUUUUUGAAUUUUGAAAUCUUUUACCUGCAAUAGUCAAACAAUGGCCCUUCAACAAAAAUAUCUGACCUCUGAACUCUGUAUUUAUUUAAAUAGAUAAAACAACAGUCAGUAUGUUAGCUGUUUUUAGCUUCUAGCUUGUUGCAACUAUGAAAUCAAAUAUUAAAAACAGAUUUACAACUCUGUAUUUUUCCACCAUGCUUAUAACCCUAUUGAAACAAAUACUGAAUGUUUAUAUCAUCUUCCUCUCCCUCAAAACCCAAUUAACUCCCCACGUCAUCCCCACUUCUGGAUUGAUCGAUUUGUAAUCAAAAAUAUUUCAGGCUCUUAGGCUCCGUCCAUCAGGUUUAACUCAUUCUGUGAGAUUAUUUCUUCUUUGAGUGCAGCUUCAAAUUGAAUUCCAGUUUGCAAAGUGUAGGUCCUUUCAGAGCAGAACAACCUGAACACUUCCAGGUCUUUAUUUUUCCUGCGCCUCAGCUCCAGCGUUGUCGUCUUGUGUCUGCUGACAAAGUUAAAAAAGCUCUCAUAGUUGCACCUCGACUUUGCUUCAUAGGGAUCAAAACACUGCAGCGACAUCCAGUAAAACCAGAGACAGACAUUUACUUUGUAGACUCUCUGCUGGUUUUCUACUUCCUGUGACUGAAACAGACAGCCCUGGAUAAAUAACAGAUACUUCCUUACACAACACAGAUGCAACUGUUCAACCUCUAUUAUGCCCAAUGCAUGCUGGGAUAAUCCCAGACCCUUUCUGACUUUGAACGGGCAUAAGCAGGUAAACAAUAAGGAGAUGAUACACACCUUAACGCCAUGUGUAACCGUCACUGGAGACAGUUGUGUGUUUUAUUCAGACAGGGCUGUCAUCUCUUUCAGUCUGGUGCUUCUGGUCUUGAGACGACCAACAAUCUUUUCUCCAGGAAGCCUUCUGAUCCUCUGACCUUCCUCAGAUACCAGCCAACAACUGGACACACACACACACACACACAAACAAAUACACAGACACACACACACACACACACUCUCUGACCCACACACACAUUUUGCUACAAACAUGGUGCAGACAUUCGCCCUUCUCCUUUCUCUGCGACACACAUCACUAACACACACAUACAAGCAUACACACUGUGGAUUCGCCGGCUGCCUGCUGCCAUCAGGCUGGCCACGGCACCCCCGGGUGUGACAUCGCCACCCUGCGUCACUUGGUGCUCCCAACCCCCCCCCCGCCCCCCCCCCCCCCCCCCCCC